Molecule: messenger RNA, 3565 nt
Organism: Fusarium oxysporum Fo47
Lineage: Eukaryota; Fungi; Ascomycota; Sordariomycetes; Hypocreales; Nectriaceae
Exons: 6
Coding region: 1-3438 (1145 amino acids)
Source: RefSeq, a predicted model, not a curated record
AUGUCUUCUCGUCAACCCAACAUGGCCAAUAUGGCCCAGAGAAAUACCCAACAGGGAGCUGCUCACCAGCAGCAGAACCAGCCUUUCAUGCAGAAUCAGAAUGGCCUCGGGCAGAUGCAGCAGAACCAGAACCAGAUGACUGGUGGUUUCACUUCUCCUUUUGAUAAUACAAACAACAACACCAACUCCGGCAGUCCCAUGGUGGUUGGGCCUCAUCACUUUAACCCUCAGCGGGUCCAAAACUCCUCUUCUACUCCCAACAUGGCCUCGGGCAACCCCAGCUUUGAGAGCUUCACUCAGUCUCAGACCCCCUUCAUGUCCACCAGCCAGAACCAAUUCCUUGGCAACAUGCAAGACUCGGUCAUUGGUAAUGCUCAGAUGCCUUUCAUGAAUGACCCGAGCAUGCAGCCUCCUUUCUUUCAUACUCCUCCCAUGGGAAAUGUUCAGGCUCCCUUCAUGAGCGACACCCAAGCUUCUGCCAUGAACGACUCUCAAGGUUUCGUUCAGCAGACGUCUGGUCUUCGCGCCACUGCGCCCUCCUUCACUCCCGCUCAGAGCAGCCCUGUGCCUCAGCAGAGUGCCGCCUCUAUGGCCAACAUGCAAUCCAACAUGACUCCUCAAAUGCACGCGCACAUGCAGCGGAUGAAGAUGCGCAUCAAUCAGCAACAAGCAAUCAUCAACAGCAUCAUGAGGCGACAGUCUGGGUCCUCUGCCCAGUCCAAAUUCCAACACGGACCAGCUCUUCAGACACAGCAGCGAAUGCAGCAGCGAAACCAAACUCCUACCACUCAGGUUCCUAGCCCUCGUGCUUCUACUCCUGGAACAGCUGCUGCUCAAGUUUCUGCUACUCAGCCUCGUCCUGUGCCAUCCUCCGUUACUCAGGAUCCUAUUGCACAGUUCCUUUCUGUUCAACCUCCUAUCGCACAGAACUCUACAAACGAGCCUGUUGCGGCCCAGUCUCCUACUGCUGUGUCUCCAACUACUGAGUCCUCUGGUUCUCAGGGUGGCAACACCAUGCAGACUGCUCCGGCCCUGAGUGCCAACCCAAACUCCAUGACUGAGCGAGGUUCUCGCGUGACUCAGAGGGACAGCUCCUUGACUCAAGUUUCAAGGGUGAUGAACACUAACCUCGCAAUGAACCCUCGUACACGUCUUCUUCCCCAGGAUGUCAGACCUCAUGCCCCUCCUCCUCCUCAACACAAACUCAAAGAAUUCCUUGUUGAUGGUUCUCUCAAGGUCGUCAUCCCAAACUUAUUUGAUGAUCAGCCACCAACUGCCCAAACUUCUCCUACCAAGGACUCUUCAGCAGAGGAGCCUUCUACCCCAGCUUCUUCAAAUGGCUUUUCAUCUUUCGAGGAUUGGUCCAAGGCGCCUGUCUAUGCUCCUGGUCUCUUUGCUCCUCGGCGCUCUGAUGGACCCGAGAAGCUAACUCCAAAGGAAAAGAAGCUUCGCGAGGCCGAGGACAACGGCGAGCAAAUCUUUCCCAGCAAACGCCGCGUCGUUCGCAUCGACCCUGAAGACCCUCGAUUGAUUCGCGAUGAAAACGGUUUGCCUAUCACGCCCCAAGGUGAUUGCUACAACAUCUACUACCUCCCCGGACCCAAGAAAUUAGACGCUGCAGAGCUCAAUAGAAUGCUGAUAGAGAUUCGAACGGAGAAGAAGACUGCCAUGGAUGAAGCUGCUAAGACUGGCGAGCCGAUCCAGAACUCAAAGUCUACAAAGAGGACCAGGAAAUCCAAGACUACGAGGCAGACCAGAGUUCUCAAAACCCCAUCCGAGAACAUCGUCAACAAGAAGCGACGCAAGAGCACUACUACUGCUACUACUACUAUUUCUACUACUAACGUCGCUGGCGAUGCUCAACUUGCCACUACUCUCGGCGCUCAGCCCUCUCUGAACAACGGUCCUAUCGCUCAAGCUUCCAACGACCCCUUCACUAUCCAGAGUAACACUGCCCUCCCUGCACCAUUUGCCGGCGGCGACGCCUUCAAUCGGCAACCUUCGAUGAGCUUAUUCCCUCCCCAAGUUAUCCUUGACAGUGACUUCACUCAGUCAUUCACUGCUGGCAUCACUCAACCACCUACCACUGGCGGUAACUUAACUCUUCAACUCGCUCAAGAGAGCAGCUUCACUUCUCAAACCACCAACGAACAACCCACGGCCAACCUCCUUGGCAACGACUUCGCUUCCCAACCUUUCAACCCCUCGGACGAUAGCGCCCUCCAGCCUACUGAGGACUUUACCAACACCAACGAUCACAGCUUUGAGAUUCCUGCUGACCUCGAUCCCAUGUUUGUUGACACCAGAAAUACCCCUUACGAGGACUUGCCUCUCGAUACUGAGCCUUUUGCUCAAUUCUCCUCCACGCAAUCUGGUUCUUCCCAGUCCCCAUCGACUCCCGUCUCUGAUUCUGGCGCUGCCAAAACCCUUGAUCACGAUCUUUCUGCUGUUGUCGCAUGGCUUGUUGGCCAUUCUGAGGAUGCUUCUGCUGUCACCUCUCAAGACCAGCUGGCUCAGAUCGAAGUCAAUGCUUCUAUGCCCCAUGUUGUCGACCCCUCUCUGUCUGUCCCCGUUCUGGACAUUUUCAAGACUUGUCAUCCUGAUCUGUCCCUCAGAGACAAGGACACUUUGUCUGAGCCAUUUGACGAGAUCUCCAUGUUUCCCCAAGACGAUGAACAAGGCACCCAGCUGCGCAGAGUCUCCAACGAGCUCGAUCGACCUCUCCCAGAGCAGGCUGACAUUACAGUUUUUGUUGCUGAUAUCCCCAACCCAUACAACCGAGACUUGGACGCUGAGCGCGCUGGCCUCACUGAGCGGUUCCGAGCUGGUGACUCUUCUAUUGACGUCGAUGCCGUGAACAGGCAGACCGCGGGAGUGACCGAAGGCAUGUCCCCAGCUGAUAUUCCGGUCUUUUCGGACGACGUCCCUCUGAAUAUCUUUGCCAGUCUUGAAGACCUCCCUGAAAACAACCUUCAGGACCCCAGCGCUACUACUGGCAACGACAACACUAUGUUCCCUGUUGCUGGCUGUUCAGACUUCAACUCUUCUAACGCUACUGGACCUGCCUCAACCUGGCCUCCUGCCGCACCUAAUGUGAGCCUUGCAGAUAUGCCGUAUUCUCCCGUUGUGGCAUCUCAAGAGACUCAAGAUGCCCCUUUCCAGCCUCCCCAGGGCCCCGAGUUCCACCCCCAAGACCCUUACAAGAACCUCUUUGAGGGAGUAUUCCUGAACCCUGCCGUAUUGAACCAGACAACCACCACUACUCUACCUACUUCCACAACCACAACCAACACCACCAAGACUGGUAACAACAAGCGCAAGGCGGGUGAGGAUGCCAGUGCCGCGCCCAAGAAGAAGGCUCGCACCAAGAAGGCCCUUGUCCCGCAACUCGCGUUGCCCCAGUGCGAAGUUCGCUUUGGUCCUGGCGCGCAGCAGUAAAGUACGAGUCAUGAGAGGAGAUCAAGAAUGAUGAGAAUGAUGUUGCUUGCGGUGGAUAUGAAGGAUGAAUAAAUGAUCAGCUAGGGGCAGAGCCCAAUGAUGAAGAAGGAUGUUUGGUACAUGGUUU